CAGGGUCAGAAGGGAAGAAAGAGAACCCAGGACAACUGUGCAGAGGGCCCCUGAGCAUGUGCAGACAGGAUGACAUCAGUUCCACCUAGACAGUCUUGGUGGAAUUCGAAGAAGACUGUAAACGUUAUAAGACCUUAUCCAACCUUCCCUUCCUUGAAUGCCUGGGAAAAAUUCAGGGGCCUCUUGCCUGUGGAAGGGGAGCCGAACCCUGGAGUGGGCCUAGGAGUGGAGGAAGGACUGCUCUGCCAGAUGGUUCAUUCUCCAGAGUUCAACCUGUUUCCUAACUCUGUGGUGUUUGAAAGCAACUUUGUCCAGGUCAGAAGGGGCAGAAACUGGAAAGAAAUCUACAAAGCCUCCAACACAAUGGCCCUUGGGGUGACCUCCUCCGUGCCUUGCCUACCCCUUCCAAACAUCCUCCUUAUGGCCAGAGUCAAAUGGCAUCAGGGGCAAAGCCAGACAUGGAACAGACCAUCCACAGCCCCGAGCAUCAUCCUAAAGAGUAUUCUUCCUUUGAAGUUUGUGGAGCUUCAGAUCUGUGACCACCAUGAACGCAUCCUGAGGUUGAGGACAGUUACCGAGAAGAUCUACUUCCUAAAGCUCCACCCUGACCACCCUGAGACUGUCUUCCACUUUUGGAUCCGCCUGGUUCAAAUUCUGCAGAAGGGUCUGUCCAUCACCACCAAGGACCCUAGCAUUCUUGUUACUCACUGCCUGGUACCCAAGAGCCUCUGCAGCCCAUGUGGAAAGUCCGAGUUAGUGCAGAAGAGACCUCAAGGUCCCCGGCCCAGCGAGAGCCUCCUGCAGCUGAUGGCCCAGGGGGAGAAUGAGGCCCUCUCGCAGAUCUUUGCCGACUUGCAUCAGCGGAAACAGUACAGUUCCAGGAGGAGCAAGAAGAUUCAGAUCAACAAGACCAAUGCAGGGAAAGCUACCCCCAGUGAAGACAGUGUCCCCUGUACUCGUGACCUCAGCUGGAGGGAUGCACUGACUUACGGAGAGUGGGAAAGAGAGAACCCCUCUGGGCCACAGCCCCUCUCGCUCCUUGGCACUCUGGCUGCCUCCAGCAGCCCUCGGCUGUCCCUGACUGGAGGAAUCUCUAUAUGACGGAUCCUUUCCCAUUGGGGAGACUUUGUGCAGUCCACACCAUCACUUCUCUUCAGUAUUCAGUUUCUGGGAGCUCCAUGAGAUCAGAAGGGAGGAAGAAAUGGCCACUAGGAGCAAAGCCGAGUUAUCGCAGCUCUGAGAAGAAUGCUUCUUCAUCCCGUCAGCCUCUCCAUACCUUCUCACCACCGCCUGAGGGUACAGCAGCCUGCAUCCCACGGCACCAAGCAGGUAGAUUGGGAUGGAUUCCCCAAAAGACGAGCCAGGAGAAGAGUGCAAGGGGAGCAAGCCCAGGGCAACAGUGGACACCAGCAAAUCAGAGCGGAAGCUGGCACAAGGGAGGCAGAGAAGAGAGGCAGGAAGAAAAGCCGCAACACAAGGAAAGAGAAGAGACCCGGGAGAAGAGCUGAAGAGAACCACACAAGAAGCACAUCUCUGAGAGAUGCCCCGCCAAGCAUCUAUUUAUCUAAUUUAAAAAGUAAAGCCAUAAACCAAGCAGACGGAUGUGGUUUCCUCUCUGCUCAGAUGACUCCGGAACAGCUUCAUCCUCGUUCUCUGCCUGGUGCCCAGUUCAGACUUGUUCACCCAGCGGUGGGUUGCAAGCCAAAGAACAAGCUUUUGUUUGGGUUUUGAGGUAUGGUCUCUUCUGGGCGCACGCCUUUAAUCCCAGCACUUGGGAGGCAGAGGCAGGCAGGGAUCUCUGUAAGUUUGAGGCCAACCUGGUCUACAGAGCAAGUUCUAGGACAGUCAAGGCUGUUACACAGAGAAACCCUGUCUCAACCAGGGGUGGGGAGAUCUCACCUAUGCUACUUCAUGGAUGCUGAGAUUACAGUCAUUUUCAACUACUCCCAGUUUACCAAAUACAGGACCUCAUAGAUGCUAGGCAAGCAUAGUUCACAAUCUGAAUUAUUUCGCCAGCCCCUCUUAGAACCAAAAUUCCCAGGAGAUUGGAAGACAAAGUGUUAAGGUAAGGUGAAUUCGCAUUUUGUUGUUCAAACUUACUAGGUUUGCUACUGUCUCAGUCUGGGAAACACUGGCACACUUCCUUUUUGGGUGACAGUCCCCGAAAUGUGGACACACCUGCUUGGCAUACCUUUUGAGUGCUCCUUAAAUUAGCCAUCCCAUAUAAAAUCUCAACACUC
Messenger RNA from Myodes glareolus (Bank vole), 2240 nucleotides. It is a transcript of the gene Garin1b, whose product is annotated as golgi associated RAB2 interactor 1B. Lineage: Eukaryota; Metazoa; Chordata; Mammalia; Rodentia; Cricetidae. Gene Ontology annotation, cellular component: nucleus. The record is from RefSeq and is a predicted model, not a curated record.